CUAUACGUCUCCACCCGACUGCCCGCCCGCCCACCCGCCCGCCGCCGCCGCCACCAUCAUACCCAUUGUUCGCUUCUCCCCGCUACAUUCCUCUGCGCUAACCCUAAGAUAUCGUCCCUCGGUCGGUAUGUCGGCCGCCUCCAGAGGCACCCUCUCUCGCCUCCGUCUCCUCUCCUUCAGCUGUAGGCUCGAGGCACCCCACCAGCGAAGCUUCUGCGCGCUGCCAGUCGUUGGAGAUAGCGAGAUCGAGGCCAGCGGUCGGGUUAUCGAGGCCAAGCCUGGGGUUAUGACACCCAGCUCGAGAAGGACAGGGGCAAUCGGCGUCAAGUGCGGGAUGACGGCGCUAUGGGACAAGUGGGGCGCGAGGAUUCCGAUCACUGUGCUUUGGAUGGACGAUAACAUCGUUUCCCAGGUGAAGACUGUCGAAAAAGAGGGGAUUUUUUCUCUACAGGUCGGAGCUGGACAGAAGAAGGAGAAGCAUUUGACAAAGCCAGAAGUGGGACACUUCAGAGCUCAAGGGGUUCCUCUGAAGAGGAAGCUGAAGGAGUUCCCAGUGACAGAAGAUGCACUUCUUCCAGUAGGUACACAGAUCACAGUCCGGCAUUUUAUUCCUGGACAAUAUGUUGAUGUCACGGGCAUUACACGCGGUAAAGGUUUUCAGGGUGGGAUGAAAAGGUGGGGUUUUAGUGGAAUGCCUGCAUCACAUGGUGCAUCAUUAUCACAUCGAAGCAUUGGUUCUACUGGUCAAAGGGAUGCUCCUGGAAAGGUCUUUAAAGGAAAGAAAAUGCCUGGACGAAUGGGUGGAAAGCAGUGCACGGUAAAGAAUGUAUGGAUAUACAAAAUAGACCCUGUCAGAAACUUGAUGUGGGUGAAGGGUCAGGUACCGGGGGCUGAAGGAAACUUUGUUUUUAUCAAAGAUGCUGUAUACAAGAAGCCAAACAUAUCUCUACUACCAUUUCCGACCCACUUUAUCCCUGAAGGUGAAGAUACAUCAGAACUGGAACCACUAACUGCUGAACUUGGGGAAGUUGAUCCCUUCAUCGCAGCAGAUUAACCAAUGGUUGCAGGUUUUUAGGAAAUUAAUUUCAGAGAUUUGAGAAUUACUGUCUCGAAUUGCACACAUGAUGUUACAAGCUUCUGGCAGCAGUUACUUCUUUGAGGUCAGGUAUUCAGAGAAAUUUUCUGAUCACUUAUUGUAACAGAAGUGGCAAUUCACAAUAAUUUUCCUAUAUAAAUUGGCUGUCUUUACUAUUAUUUCAUGAAAAUUGCAUCCGUGUGGUCACAGAUUUUCCAUUGCUAUUGUUUUUGUUUCCUUUGCCA
Molecule: messenger RNA, 1320 nt
Organism: Musa acuminata subsp. malaccensis (wild Malaysian banana)
Lineage: Eukaryota; Viridiplantae; Streptophyta; Magnoliopsida; Zingiberales; Musaceae
Product: large ribosomal subunit protein uL3m
Biological process (GO): translation
Cellular component (GO): mitochondrial large ribosomal subunit; ribosome
Molecular function (GO): structural constituent of ribosome
Source: RefSeq, a predicted model, not a curated record